AGGAUCUGUGGAGACUGGGCAUUGAAGCCUAGGAACCGGCACUCACUAACAAGGGCGUGCUUCAGCGUAGUGUCCGGCUAGCCACCUGAAGUGUCGACACAGCGUGACAUUCUUUGAUCGCUCGUCUUUCGCUGGCGUCGGGGCAUAUUUCAGACAGCGAGGGAAGAAGGAACUAACCCCUGUGUGACCAGCGAGAUGGAGGUCGAGCAGCAGCCAGUGGGUGACCCCGCGGGCGCCACAGGAGGCACGGCGCCGGGCUUCGACGCCUUCCUGCAGACGGGUCGCACGGGGCGUCGUAACGCCCUCCCCGACAUUCUCGAGGAGGGCGCCACUAACGUCAGCACCGCGUCCCUGCCCUGCUCCUUCCAGAAGCUCUCGUGCAGCGACCCGUCAGCAAGCACCAACUCCGCCGACUCGUCAGCGGGCAAGCCUUCGACGUCGGAGGGUCCACCAAAGUCCUAGUGUGCCUGCCCCUUGAACACAGGAACUAAGGUGUCUGUGUUGGUGAAAAAAAUGUUGUUCCCCAUGAACUGGCCCUACGGCCAGGGCUUCUUCAAGAAGUCCUCAGCCACACCCACACGGCGGGACGGCCCUCGCCGAAAUUCUCAUUGGCACGGAUCGCUACUAGCGUCGCUGUUAUGCCCUUAAUAUUUGCUCUGCACUUCAGUACGAUAUGCCCUUUUGCAGCAGCGUAGCUCGACUGAAAGAGAGAGAAAGAGAUAAAAAAAAUAAGAACAGUAUCUGGACAAAGUGAACCACGCUGUGUGUAUUUCUCAGUGUCAAACGAAUGACACUGCAUGCGAAGGAAUCCAUAUGACACUCUCUGAAAACGGAACUCUGCAAAGCAUGGGGCAAGUCUUUGGGCACUCGUCUUUGUAAACCUCAUUCAUGAGUUCUAGAACUACAGAUCAAAACGCAGAGAUUUUGUGCACGCUUUAAUGUGCACAGCGAGAUAGGCAGCGUGUUGGGCAUACGCCACUGAAGUGUUCGCCUGUGCACCCAACCUUAUUUGUUAAGUGCAGCGUGUUCCCAUCUGAUCCUUUUCUCAUUUCGAAACGACUCGAGUGUGUUGCCUUUCAUUGUUUGCCAGCGUCUGCGUGUAGCUGUCACUGAUUCGUGCGAGUUUCCACGUAUACUGCACCGUUCUCGAAGUUCCUCUCUUCCUCGGCACACAUUCAUGGCAAGGCAGCUCGACCGACACAUCGUACACACUUGCCGCAGAGUGUACCCUUCCUUAAUGCACAUUUAUAUUUAUUUAUUUACUCGUUGUUCGUGACUGAGUGUCGUCAGUAAGCUUACCAACGCGAGCUCUUUGCUUCGGCUAGGCUUUCGGGUCGGACGGCUCCGCCCCUGCACCGCAGCGCAUGAGCAACUCCGAUCGUGCUUACAGAGCCCGAUUCGGCAACUUAGCCUGCUGAAGAAAGCUUUUGUUCUUUCAGUAAGUCGAAUUUAUGCGUAAAUAAAAAAAAAACGAAGGUCUAGCACGCAUGAUAUAAAUGUAUUUGUUCGUACUGUCUCGUGAGUGUUAUUUCGCGAAAGCGCGUGAUCGCGAAACCAAAUCGCGAUGUCUUGUGGCAUUAGUGAUGCGUGGCCGACCUCCUCUAGUGGCGGAAGUGUUGCGCGGGCUGGGGAAGUGGCAGAAAAAGUGAGACGAAAAAAAAUAAGGGAAAAAAACACGCUUGCUUUGAGGUGCUCUUCGUGUACAGAGCUUGUCGAUGGUUCUGGUUGUGUUUUGUACACAGAGAAAUGAGAGAAAUAAACAUUUUUUUC
Molecule: messenger RNA, 1770 nt
Organism: Rhipicephalus sanguineus (brown dog tick)
Lineage: Eukaryota; Metazoa; Arthropoda; Arachnida; Ixodida; Ixodidae
Exons: 4
Coding region: 196-462 (88 amino acids)
Biological process (GO): negative regulation of cAMP-dependent protein kinase activity
Cellular component (GO): cytoplasm; nucleus
Molecular function (GO): cAMP-dependent protein kinase inhibitor activity
Source: RefSeq, a predicted model, not a curated record